Messenger RNA from Passer montanus (Eurasian tree sparrow), 1577 nucleotides. RefSeq names its product PR/SET domain 12 (gene PRDM12). The coding region runs from base 1 to 1056 and encodes 351 amino acids. Gene Ontology annotation, cellular component: nucleus. NCBI's taxonomy places the organism in Eukaryota, Metazoa, Chordata, Aves, Passeriformes, Passeridae. The record is from RefSeq and is a predicted model, not a curated record. Gene Ontology annotation, molecular function: histone methyltransferase binding. Gene Ontology annotation, biological process: neurogenesis. The transcript is spliced from 5 exons.
AUGAUGGGCUCGGUGCUGCCCGCCGAGGCCCUGGUCCUCAAGCCUGGGCUGAAGCCGCAGGGGCUCUCGCUGGCCGAGGUGAUCACCUCCGACAUCCUGCACAGCUUCCUCUACGGCCGCUGGAGAAACGUCCUGGGCGAGCAGCUCUUCGAGGAGAAGAGCAGCCCCAAGACAGCCUUCACGGCCGAAGUCCUGGCUCAGUCCUUCUCCGGAGAGGUGCAGAAGCUCUCCAGCCUGGUGCUGCCGUCGGAAGUGAUAAUCGCCCAGAGCUCCAUCCCCGGGGAAGGGCUCGGCAUCUUCUCCAAGACUUGGAUCAAGGCUGGCACCGAGAUGGGGCCGUUCACGGGCAGGGUCAUCUCCCCCGAACAUGUGGACCUGUGCAAGAACAACAACCUCAUGUGGGAGGUGUUCAACGAGGACGGCACAGUGCGGUACUUCAUCGACGCCAGCCAGGAGGAUCACCGCAGCUGGAUGACCUACAUCAAAUGUGCACGGAACGAGCAGGAGCAGAACCUCGAGGUGGUCCAGAUCGGGAACAGCAUCUUCUACAAGGCCAUUGAGAUGAUUCCUCCAGACCAAGAGCUGCUGGUCUGGUAUGGGAACUCCCACAACACCUUCCUGGGCAUCCCAGGUGUGCCAGGGCUGGAAGAGGAGCAGAAGAAGAACAAACAUGAGGAUUUCCACGCGGUGGAGACGGGGGCCAGCACGACGGGGCGCAUGCGCUGCGUCAUCUGCCACCGCGGCUUCAACUCCCGCAGCAACCUGCGCUCCCACAUGCGCAUCCACACGCUGGACAAGCCCUUCGUGUGCCGCUUCUGCAACCGCCGCUUCAGCCAGUCCUCCACCCUCCGCAACCACGUCCGCCUGCACACGGGCGAGCGGCCCUACAAGUGCCAGGUGUGCCAAAGUGCCUACUCGCAGCUCGCAGGGCUGCGGGCGCACCAGAAAAGCGCCCGCCACCGGCCCCCCAACGCCUCCCUGCAGGCUCACUCGCCCGCCCUGCCCGUGCCCCACCCUGCCUCCCUGGCCCACCACAUCCCCACCAUGGUGCUGUGAAGCCCCGGUGCGGCAGCGGGAUUUGGGACAGCAAAGACUGGUGCUGAGACAUGCAAUGAACUGGGGGGAAGGCCCUUGGCUGAGCUGCUUUGUGUCUCGGAGAGUGUUGGGUUGUUUAUGGGCUGGGGGUAGGCAGGAGGGGAGCCCCCAGCUCUGCAGCUGUGUUCUGCGGGAUCACUCCCAGGGAGAUGUGGCACAGGGGUUGGCAGGGGAGAAGGGAUGCAGUGGGAUGUUCUGUGUGGGUUUGCCAGCGCACUGGGGAGGACUGGGAGAGCAGAAAAGCCAGACCUGGAGGAGUCAUGCCUGGGUUCUACAGAUUAUUUGGUAGAAAGAGAAAUUCCUCUUAUCUGUCCUCCUCUGCUCUAGCAGAGACGUGCCCCACUGAAAGGUUGGCACAGCCCUGAUGCGGCCACCCCAGUCACACCUGUUUGCCCCAGGAGUGGCUUUGGCCCCAGUGGCUCCUUCCAAGGGACACCUUUCCGUGCUCGGGAGCCCCGAGUUAGUGAACAUUUGCAUUUUCC